This is a messenger RNA of Phoenix dactylifera (date palm), 1465 nucleotides long. RefSeq names its product gibberellin 2-beta-dioxygenase 1-like. NCBI's taxonomy places the organism in Eukaryota, Viridiplantae, Streptophyta, Magnoliopsida, Arecales, Arecaceae. The record is from RefSeq and is a predicted model, not a curated record.
UAAUCGUUCCCCUGCCUUCACAUCCUCUCUCUUAUGGACACGCUCUCACUCCGAGGUCUUAUGGACAGGUGGCCUCGACCCUCCCUAUAAAUAUAGCCGAGCAGCCCUCCUUCCCUCACAGCCUCGCCCUGCUCGAUACCACACCUCCCUUCGUGCGAAGCCCACCUCCGAAGCUGCUCUGUUUUCCUCUGUUUUCGUUGCUCGAGAGCCAUGGUGGUCUUAACCAGUGCGACACUCGAACAAAUUACCCUACCGGUUGCACCCAAGCUCGGCACGUAUUUCUCGGGUACUCCCGUCAUAAACCUUGCGCAACCGGGCUUGGAGACCCUCCUUGUGAGAGCCUGCGAGGAGUUCGGGUUCUUCAAGGUGACCAACCAUGGGAUCCCCGUGGAACUCAUGGCUAGGCUGGAAGCCGAGGUUGUGAAGUUCUUCGCCCUUCCUCAGACGGAGAAGGAUCGAGCAGGGCCUGCCGACCCAUUUGGUUACGGAAACAGGACCAUUGGUUUUCAUGGAGAUAUGGGCUGGGUGGAGUACCUCCUCUUGGAUGUCACUUCCAAGCCCAUGUCUCACACCUCACUAGCCUUUCUCGAAGAACCUGCCGCAAGCUCUUUGCGCUCUGCUCUGAGUGAUUAUGUCUCAGCUACGAGGAAGCUGGUCAGCGAGAUUUUAGAGUUGAUGGCUGAAGGGCUGAGGAUUCAGCCGAGAAAUAUUUUGAGCAAGAUGGUCACGGACGAGGAGAGUGACUCGAUGCUUAGGUUGAAUCACUACCCUCCGUGCCCACACCUUCAAGGGCCGGACUGUUGCCUGACUGGAUUUGGAGAGCACACGGACCCACAGAUUAUUUCAGUUUCGAGAUCGAACAACACCUCAGGGCUGCAAAUAUCUCUGAGGGAUGGGAGUUGGGUCACAGUUCCACCGGACCAGGACUCCUUUUUCGUCAAUGUUGGCGACUCCUUGCAGGUUCUGACAAAUGGGAGAUUCAGGAGCGUGAAGCACAGGGUUUUGGCCAACGGCUUGAAAUCCAGGGUCUCCAUGAUCUACUUCGGAGGGCCACCUUCUGGAGAGAGGCUGGGACCCUUGCCACUGUUGAUGAAAGAGGGAGAGCAGAGCCUCUACAGGGAGUUCACAUGGUGGGAGUACAAGAGCGCUGCCUACAGAACAAGGCUGGCUGAUAACAGGCUGGGGCAGUUUGAGCGGUAGGAGAGGUCAGUGCUGCCAUUUGAUGCGUUGGCUUUCCAUAGAUGAGCCAUCGCACUGGUCAAAAAGGCAGUCUUCACAAAGUCACCCUCGUUUAGUUGUUAACAAGAUAACGAUGGAAACAAAAUGAUGUCAGCUUUCUCCUUGUUUAAUCCUUUCCACCCUGCUCUUGCUUUCCUCUACGAUGACAACCCUUUACUCUUGCAUGGAAUCACGAAUGUAAAUGGAUCGUUAAUGUCAUGUUCGAAAUGGUUGCUGCCUUUGCAUA